Rhipicephalus sanguineus (brown dog tick) is the source of this 2404-nucleotide messenger RNA. Its product is annotated as monocarboxylate transporter 12. The record is from RefSeq and is a predicted model, not a curated record. Gene Ontology annotation, biological process: transmembrane transport. Gene Ontology annotation, molecular function: monocarboxylic acid transmembrane transporter activity. Bases 708 to 2375 code for a protein of 555 amino acids. NCBI's taxonomy places the organism in Eukaryota, Metazoa, Arthropoda, Arachnida, Ixodida, Ixodidae. The transcript has 9 exons.
AAACGUUUGGUCGCAUUGUGGAAGGAAGGGCAGACGAAGCUUAUCGCCUGCAGAACAAGGAUUGUGCCGUUAAAUAUUUAGUUGAAUAAUAAUCCAUUUUGAUGGAUUAAUGGGUGACUCGUUGAUUAUGGCUGUGACUCCGAAAAUGCUGCGCUGCAAGAGGCGCUGUCAGGUGAAGAAUGAAGAAACACGUUAUUUGCCUGGGCCUGGCAUAUCGAAUGUAGCGAAAGCACUCGCGUGAGCCAGCCUUCGGUUCACCUAGAUGAAGAAGACGUGAAACGCCUGAACACUUUAUCAGUCGCCACAUAGACCCGGACGUACUUGAUUCCCAUGUGGCGCUUCUAUACCGGUGACGUGCGCACGAAAUUCUCUGCAACCGGUUCCCUGCAAGGAACACAGGCCCGUAUUCACAACGACAUCUGAUGCCUAGAGAUGUUUGUCAGAUAAAAUUUCAGCCAAUCCGGACGAUGGACAUGUUAUUAAAUAGUUAAGGAGAAAUUCCAAAAAAAAGUUCUUACGGAAGAGAAGCUUUGUGAAUUCGUCCCCUGCUGUAUAUGCGGAAGAAAAGGACAUGUCUAUAAGCCAUUUUAGGUAAGCUGAAAAUUCAAGGGACAGCCUUUGUCACAUGCUGGUAUGCCCAAGCUGAAAUUAAGCGCUACAUCAGCUCCAACCGUGCUGCCACAAGCGGCUAUCUGUCGCAAGGAAGAAUGGAAGAUGGUCAGAAGAAAGAUGCUACUGCUGUUGGCAAACCCAGGAUCGUCAAGGUAGAUCUCUACGAAGAACCCCACGAAGCUACGGGCGAAGGCUUCUGCAAGGCUCCGCGACUGAGCUUCGUAGAGUGCAGCUGUCCGGAUGCAAGCGUACUCGGGAGGCAGAAGAAAGGCGGUGAGGCGGCAGGCAUAGACAAGUGCUGGUGGGUAGUCGGGCUUGCCUUCGUCAUGACGACCAUGGAGUCCGCCACCAGCCGCUGUUCGGGGUUUCUCUACGUGGGAAUCAUAGAACAGAUGCACGUUGACCGUGGCCUCGCCUCGUGGCCGGUAAACCUCGUCACGUCGGUGAACGACUUUGGGGGCUUGGUGUCUGGUCCAUUGAGCGAGCAUUUUAGCACGGUUCCAGUGAUGGCUGUAGGAUCCGUGCUGGCGUCAGCAGGCGUUAUAGCGUCAGCUUUCGCGCCGGACAUCACGUGGAUCUCCGUUACUCUUGGAAUUGUGCACGGCUUCGGUGUAGGAGUCGUUGCGACCAUGCUGCAAGUCAUCAUAAGCAUGUACUUCAAGCGGUACCGAGGCACCGCUCACGGCAUCAUGUUUGCCGGCUCCACAGCGGGCGCCUUCUUCUACCCGCAGCUACUGCUCUUUCUGAGAAGCACGUAUGGCUUCCGCGGAAGCCUGCUCAUCUUUGGUGCCAUCCUGUUGCACAUGUUCGCCUUCAGCCUCGCGCUUCGCGAACCCUCUUGGGUAUCUACCGAGAGGCUCGAAAAGAAGCGACCCACAGUGGCAAGUCUGCCGACGUUCCCAGCUACCGAACUCGAAGCCCGAGGCCCGUCGAAGCUACGUCGAGCAUCGUGUCCUGCAUUUGUAAUGGAGUCUCGGCGCUCCAUUGAAGCAAGUCCAUCGUCGUUUCCAGCCAGGAAAGUGGAAGCCCAACGUCCGGCAGAAGUAGGACGACCAUCGCUUCUCGCUGCUCAACUGGAAAGAGACACGACGACAGUGGCGGUGUCUACCUCUCAGGCUGUGCUGCAAAGUGUGCGCGAGGUGUUUAGGUGCACCAUGUUCUAUGCGCUCAUUGUAACCUGGCUAGUACUCAGUUACAACGUCGAUAUCUUCUUCUCCACAAUAGUUGACCUUGCUUUGGACAAAGGUGUAAGCAUGCGCGACGCUGUAGCCCUCAUACCCUACUACUCAAUCACGGACCUGGUGGGAAGGGUCUUCUUGCCGCUGCUAGCAGAUCGAAAGUACGUGCGGCGUACAAACCUCAUGGUGAUAAACUACCUCCUCUUGGGAGCGACCGUGGUGUCGCUACCGUUCACCGACAGUUACGGCGCACUGGUGGGCGCGUCGCUGUGUAUCGCUAUGUUCAUAGGGUGCGGAAUGACGAUGCACAGCGUUCUGAUGGCGGACUAUUUGGGCCUCGAGCGGCUGGCCGUGGGGUACAGCAUUAUGGGUGCCAUCUGUGGACCACUGCUCAUGGGGAAGCCUCCGGUUGUAGGUUUCUUCAGGGACAAUCUCGGCUCGUACGAUGCAAUGUUCUGGCUUCUGGGAAGCCUGUGUGUUUUGAUCGGCCUACUUUGGAUGAUGGUGUCAUGGUUUGAAAGGAAGAAAGUUCGCAAUUGGGAACUUGACAUUGCGAGAAACAUGCCGUGCACAUUUCAUAUGUGAAGACUGAAGCCUCCGAGAACAACAUAUUU